ACGUCGCCUAAUUACAGUGCGUAUCCGAAUCUUAAAAAUAGGUUAGGUCUCGUUUGUUUUAGGCACGAUUUUUUUAAUUUUCGACCUCAAUUACGAAAAUUAUUUAAAAUUGUUCCACUAAGUGCAAUAAGUUCUAAUUUCAAUUAAUUAACUGAUAUAAAGAAUCGUUUAUUCUGUUGAGUGUAAAAUGUCCGGACUGGGCAAAUGUGAGUCUCCCGGCUGCGAAGAGUCGGCGAAGUUGCAGUGUCCUACGUGCAUCAAGCUGGGGAUCCAGGGAUCGUUUUUCUGUUCCCAGGAAUGCUUCAAAACCAACUGGAAAACGCAUAAAAUCAUCCACUCAUUAGCCAAGGGUGAAAACACUGAUGGCAAGAAAGACACUUCAUACAACCCUUGGCCAUUCUACAACUUCACUGGUAAACUUAGGCCGGCUCCGCAGUCGGAGAAGAGAACGGUACCCCCAAGAAUUGGAAGGCCUGAUUAUGCUGAUCAUCCCACUGGUCACCCUUUAAGUGAGCUAGCUGUCAAGGGUUCAGGACACAUCAAAGUGCUUGAUGAUGAGGAAAUUGAAGGAAUGAGGGUGGCCUGCAAGUUGGGAAGGGAAGUCCUGGAUGAAGCAGCUAAAGUUUGCGAUGUCGGAGUAACGACCGACGAGAUCGACAGAAUUGUUCAUGAAGCAUGCUUGGAGAGAGAUUGUUACCCAUCACCAUUAAACUACUAUGAAUUCCCAGCAUCCUGUUGUACUUCUGUGAAUGAAGUAAUUUGUCACGGAAUUCCCGAUACUAGACCAUUAUGUGACGGUGAUAUUUGUAAUGUUGAUAUUACUGUUUACCACAACGGUUUUCACGGUGACUUAAACGAAACAUUUUUCGUUGGAAAUGUCAGUGAUAAGCACAAAGACUUAGUUAAAGUUACUCAUGAAUGCUUGAUGAAGGCUAUAGAAAUUGUUAAGCCUGGAGAAAAAUACCGAGAAAUCGGUAAUGUUAUCCAAAAACAUGCUCAAGCCCAUGGUUACUCUGUUGUAAGGAGUUACUGUGGACAUGGAAUCCAUAGGUUAUUCCAUACUGCCCCAAAUGUUCCUCACUAUGCAAAAAAUAGAGCAAUUGGUGUAAUGAAACCAGGUCAUUGUUUCACAAUAGAACCCAUGAUAUCAGUGGGAACUUGGAAAGAUGAAAUGUGGCCAGAUAAAUGGACUGCAGUAACAGCUGAUGGACAGUGGUCAGCUCAGUUUGAACAAACUUUGCUAGUUACUGAAACUGGUUGUGAAAUUUUAACCCGCCGAAGGGAAAAGAAUGGCCAGCCUCAUUUUAUGGACAAGAUGUAAAUUCUAUUAAAUAUAUUGUCUGGGCUGUUUUAAAGGUCUAAUAAUAAAUUAUGCAAAAUUUAGGUAAAAAGUCAAUUAUAUUUAUACAACGUGACACAAAUAUAAUUGUCCCACAAUCCAGUCCAGACUUACUUAAUUUUUGAUAAUCAAUUUUAUUAUAUACAUUAAUUAUUUGCUGUAUUUUAUUGAAAAUAUAUAUAAAAUUAAGUUGUUUUUGGUAAUUGAAAUAAAACUGCCUGUUAUAUGUAUUAGGGACACUAAACAAAAAAUAGCCUCUCAAGUUGUAACAAAAUUUUACUAUAUAAUUUCUUAAUAAACAAUUUUGUUAUUGAUUCUAUCAAGUUGUAUCUUGUUAAUAAAUUUUUUUAUGAGAA
This is a messenger RNA of Aethina tumida (small hive beetle), 1695 nucleotides long. RefSeq names its product methionine aminopeptidase 1. Gene Ontology annotation, biological process: proteolysis. Bases 188 to 1321 code for a protein of 377 amino acids. The record is from RefSeq and is a predicted model, not a curated record. Gene Ontology annotation, molecular function: metalloaminopeptidase activity. The transcript is spliced from 4 exons. NCBI's taxonomy places the organism in Eukaryota, Metazoa, Arthropoda, Insecta, Coleoptera, Nitidulidae.